Messenger RNA from Gymnodraco acuticeps, 1077 nucleotides. RefSeq lists its product as uncharacterized. The record is from RefSeq and is a predicted model, not a curated record. The transcript is spliced from 10 exons. The coding region runs from base 189 to 1004 and encodes 271 amino acids. NCBI's taxonomy places the organism in Eukaryota, Metazoa, Chordata, Actinopteri, Perciformes, Bathydraconidae.
UAUUAAUCUAGUUUUAUUCUAUUAACCAAACCAUUGAAUUGGAUCUGCCAUGCGUAAUUGUGACUUUACAAGGAUUAUCAUCACAUCCAAAAGGGACUGCGGAUAGACUUGGAGAGUUCAGUUCAGCUUCACGGCUGUUGGUGGUGCGCUGAGAUUACUCUACCACAGAGAAAUCUAAGGACCUGCAGAUGCUUCCCUAUAACCAGUUUAAGACAGUGGGGAUGAUGCCCUGGGAGAGAUAUGUCACUACUUACAACAGAGACUUUCCGCCCGUCAAUGAGCGUCAGCCGCAGGUCAACCAGCCGAAGUCGAGGACUGAAGCUCAGGCUGCUCCUUCAUUCAUCAGCCCACCUCAGACCGAACGUGAAACCUGGCCUAUAUUCCACCAUAACUUUUACAAGAUGUCUAACAGCGCCUACGGCUCAGGUUUACAGCCUCCCUCUUGUUCUCUCUUCCCUGCUUCCUUGCAUGCUUUUGGAUUUUUACUCGGCGAGGAGGCGGAAAGUCGACUGCAUUGUGUUUUUGAUCCAAAAGCAAAUGUGUUGGAGCCGCAGGAAGCAAGAGAUGAGCCACAGCAGAAGCUUGAUGUUCUCUACGAGGAAGGUGUGAUUGUGUUGUCGUCUCCGUCCUGCUGUGAAGACCUCCUCAGAUCUGUCUGCAGUGAAGGCGGGUUGAAUAACCUGCUCCACCUCCAAGAUGCGGGAAAUUGUGAUGGCAACGCCUAUUGGAGGGGCUGGGAACCGGCUUCUGGACUGACUAACAGCUCCUUCCUUCAGCCUACUUCGAUCAGUUGCUAUGCAUGGGACCCUGAGUGCUCUAAUUCUUACUUCAAGAUGCAAACCUGCCCCCCUCGUAGCAGCACUCUCACUCCGGCCCACAUACAGCCGACCUUCCAAUGCGCAGAGCCCAGCAGGACGCAGCCGAUGACAGAGUACCAAUCGAGGUACUCUGCUGCGUGGGCCCAGCCUAAGAUGCAGCAGAGUUACGGUCACCAUCGUCAUUGACCUCCUCAAAAGACACUUUAUUCUUCCCUCUGAAUCUCAUCUCUUGCUUCAAUACACUGCAGAUCAACCAAAA